Porites evermanni is the source of this 1576-nucleotide messenger RNA. Lineage: Eukaryota; Metazoa; Cnidaria; Anthozoa; Scleractinia; Poritidae. The record is from the annotation of a GenBank genome assembly.
AUGGCCGUUUACGGUGGCAAGAAGCAUUCAACAAACAACGUUUCCGUAAAUUACAUUAUCACUCCAGGAAAGGAGAUUUUGGCCGUGAAGUGUAAAAACUCUAAAAGCAAGCCAUGGAUUCUAGCAAGUGUUAGUAAUGGAAUGAUCACAGAUCCGCUAUGGAAAUGUUUCAGUUUAAGAAAUGAGAUCUUCAAUGGAAACCCUUGGACAAAACCAGACUUCAACGAUAGUCAUUGGGCCCAGGCCGUCGCAGGGUUCUCAAACCGAGGAGAAAACCCAUUGGGAAAAGUCCUGGACAUUAAAGAUGAAGCCCUCUGGAUAUCAACCGCUGAAGAUGACCCGAAGUUGUUUUGCAGGCGUAAUCUGUCUGAUAAAGCGACAUUACCCUUAACCGCCAUCCGACAAGAUAUCUCGAGGGGUAUGCCUGAAUAUAUUUGAUAGUCUUUAAAAGAUUUAUUUUCAUAUAAAACACUUUUUUCAAAUCUAUUUCGAUCUUUCUUUAUUGCUCUCUCUGGCUUUUUCUUUCUAGUUUUAUUACCCACAUUAUCUUGUUUGUUUGGUAUGGAAUUGUGGCUAACUAAUUUUCUAGGAGAGGGAGAAAUUCAAUCCCCAAAGAGUAGUAGGUGAAUAACGAAAACGGUAGUGGAAUGUUUCCCCAAAUGUUGGUAGGGUUCAUGUAUAAUCCUGACAGGAUUGGUCUGUGCAUCUAUCCUUCCUAAAUUCGCGGCUUACAGAGAAAUGGGUUCAGAAACCCAUGGGUUCACGAUACAACCUGUCUCCAUAGGCAUAAGAGUGAUUCCUUCUCUGUAAAUUUAGUCUCUCCAAUCUCACCGUUACCAGGAAGCCGAUCGGUAAUUGUUGUUGUUACAGCGUGAACUUUUAUGCCCAUCUAACUAACCAGUAACUUACACUGAAAGACAUUUUCAUGAAUGCUAAUAUUCAACGAACCAAAAACGUUGCCAAUAGCAGUCAGGCCGACCCAGUUGUACAAAAGGUAAAAAGCGUUAUCCACCGGAUAAAAGUCUAUCCAGUGGAUAAAGCAAUUUGUUUCCCUAAUACUCAUCCGGUAGACAGUGAUUUAUCCAGCGGACAGCACUUCCAAGGUUUGAACAACCAGGCCCAGUAAGUUAGCGUUUUAGAAGACUGUGCCUGUAUGGUUUCAGUUAGUAAAAUGUUACUCAGGACCAGUUCUGAAAUUAUGUGACUGAAGCAGAGCACAACCACAUGUAGAUGAAGCAACAGCAGCAUGUGGCCAACUCACACAAUUUGUUGUUACUUUAAUUUAGCUCAACAUUGCAUUCUAGGAUUUAAUAUGUGCCACUCUUCAACAGAUACUUUUCAGACCAAACUCGAUGGAGUAGACUACGCCCUCCUCGGCCAGCCUCUUUCUGAACACGAUGUCAUUGACGUCAUAGAGUGUUUUAGGAAGUGCCGCGAUGACUCUCAGUGCCUCUCCUUCAACUUUGAGUACAAGUCAGUAUUACCGACAAGGAGAUGCGAGCUUCAUGCCAUUACCAAAAAUCAGGAUCCCGAGAAUUACGUCAUGAGGCCUGGCUACACAUAUUAUGAGUCGUAA